Molecule: messenger RNA, 1678 nt
Organism: Rotaria sordida
Lineage: Eukaryota; Metazoa; Rotifera; Eurotatoria; Philodinida; Philodinidae
Source: the annotation of a GenBank genome assembly
UACUCUAAUAAUCUAUUCACAUUUAUUUAUUUAGAAUAAACCAAAAUUUCUAAUAACAUCAAAUCAAGUAUUAUCAUCAAAUGAUGAUAAUGAAACGAAUCAAGUUAUUUUAACCGUCAAAAAUAUUCAAACAUUAUUACUUAGUGCUAUUGAUAAAUGUCCACGAGCUUAUAGUGCUAGUUGGUGUAAAAUUUUACGUGUUCAAAAACUUCAACAAAUUCUUAUCAUUGUUUUAAAUGGUGUCACUGAUGAAAAUUAUAAUCAAUUAAAAGAUACUGAACUCUUUCAAGAAUGGAAACAAUUAUUCACUUCGGAUAAUGUUUGUCAUACAUUUCGUUUUCAUACUCAAAAGAAUAUACCAUUUAUUGAACAAUUUAGUAAAAUAGCAGCAAAAACAAAAUCUACAAAUCAGUCAAAAGAUCAUUCAUUAUUGAAAAGUAAAGCUGAACAAUUAAGUAAUAAAAAACGUUCAUUCGACGAUGAUAAUGAAAAUUCAUUAAAACAAUUUAAAAAAUCUUGUGAAGAUCAAUUUUCUCGUGUAAAUUUAGUUUUAAAUUUAAAACAAUUGCUUACUGGAAAUUAUCCAUGUCCAAUAUAUAAUGAAUUUAAAAAUUUUAAACAAAUCAAAUCAUCAUAUAAACCAAUAACAUCUUCAAGUAGAAUAUUUGCAUUAGAUGUUGAAACAUUUUCUGAUAUGAUUAAUAAUCGACAAAUUCCUUAUUGGAUAUCAAUUGUUGAUGAAGAAUUAAAUUGUAUUUAUCAAACAUUAAUAAAACCAAAUGAUAAUCAACAUAUGGAAAAUUAUCAACAACGUCGAGAACAAGUUAUUAAAAUUGUUCCAAAUAUAAUUGAAAGAAAUUUAGAACAAGUUCAUGAAGAUCUUAAAAUAUUAUUUGAUGAUGAUUUAAUAUUAGCUGGACAUAGUAUUGAAAAUGAUCUUAAAUAUUUACAAAUCUAUUAUCCAUAUAUUAUUGAUACAUCAAUUAUUUUUAAUGUUACUGGAACAAGAUUAGAAAAAACAAGUUUACAAAAACUUUAUGCUAUUUUUUUUGGACGUUUAAUACAAAAAACUCGUCUUGAACAUGAUCCAACAGAAGAUGCACGAGCUACAAUGGAAUUAAUACAAUUAAAACUUAGUAAAAAUAUUGAAUUUGGUGAUUGGUUUCUUGGUGGUGUUGAUCAAUUAAAAGUUUUAGGAAAUUAUGAUUCAUUACAAUUAGAUGAAAAUAUUCAACAAUGUCAAACAUUUUUAGCACAAACUAAAUUUGGUUUACAAGAAGAUUUUUUUAAAAGAAUUAAACAACAACAUAAAGCUUUGAUUAUUGAACAAACAUUGAAUGAUAAAAAAACUUCUUUACCAACAAUUGAAGUUGAUUCAAAUCGUCAAGCUUUUAAAACAUGUAUUAAACAAUUAGAUACACAUGAAUUUCUUUGGGUUCAAUUUUAUGUUCCAUUAUUAAAUAAUAAUGAUGAUAAUCAAUCAUUAAUUAAAAUAAUAAAAUAUGUUAAAAAACUUUAUAAAAUUUUACGAGAAGAUUCAAUUCUUAUUGGAAUUUUAUCUGGACAAGAUCAUUUUGGUCGAUGUUUUGUUAAAAUUAAAGAUGAUGAAAAAUUAGCUCCAUUAAUUAUUGAUGGACAAGAAUAUCCAUACGAUUUAAAAUUAGUUAAAACUACAUAA